ACCCGCCGCUUAAAAGCGAGGCACGGCCGGGCGUGGGCAGCCUCUGCCCGCGUCGCCGAGUCAGCUCGGUCCCGCCACGGCGGAGGACGCGCCUGGGAGCGAGGGCGCGCAGGGUGCUCGGACCCCAGAGGUGUGGAAUCUUUUGACCUAGAAAUCCCUAAGAGCUACUUUAAAGUAGAAGGACGUGAGGAAUGCACUCCGCCUGGCUUGGCCUGGAAGCAGGACGUGAGAGGAGAAUCCUAGACCAGUUGCCUUGAGGAAUGAAGAGCGGCUGUGUGUGUCCUCCAGUCUGAUUGACCUGCGCAGGGAGGCGAAACCUCUCUCCAGAAAUGCCUUUGAAAAGCGAAGAGCAGGACGGCUUUUCCGCCAAGGACUCGGUCGAAGGUGGCGUCCAGUCUCGUCCGUCCAGCAUCCACCUGGAGCGCGAAGAGGAGGCAGGCGCUGACCGCAGGCCGCUGGAGACGGACGAGCCACGCAGCCCUCGUCCCAGGAUCUGCUUGGAGCCUCGGGAGAGACGCAGUGCCAGCCUCGGGCAGGCUGUCCUCAGGAGACUGCGGAAGAGCUGCCAGUGCAGUCAGGCCAAAGCCAAAAACAAGAUCCUGGGUUUCUUUCCUGUGUUGCGAUGGCUCCCAAAGUACAACCUGAAGAAGAACCUCUUGGGAGACGCCAUGUCCGGCCUGAUCGUGGGCAUCUUGCUGGUGCCGCAGUCCAUCGCCUACUCCCUCCUGGCCGCCCAGGAGCCCGUCUACGGCCUGUACACCUCCUUCUUUGCCAGCAUCAUCUACUUUCUCUUGGGGACGUCCCGGCACAUCUCUGUGGGCAUUUUCGGAGUGCUCUGCCUCAUGAUCGGUGAAGUGGUCGACCGGGAACUAGCCAGAGCCGGCUAUGACGCGGCCCACGCCCCUGCCGCCCUAGGAGUGCUUUCCAACGGGAGCUCGGCGUUCAAUCAGACGGCAGACGAGACCUGCGACAAAAGUUGCUACGCCAUCGCCGUUGGCAGCACUGUGACCUUCAUGGCCGGAGUCUAUCAGGUGGCCAUGGGCUUCUUCCAGGUGGGCUUCGUGUCCGUCUACCUCUCGGACGCCUUGCUGAGCGGCUUUGUCACCGGCGCCUCGUUCACUAUCCUCACGUCGCAGGCCAAGUACCUCCUCGGCCUCCGGCUUCCUCGGAGUCACGGCCCCGGCUCCCUCGUCGCCACCUGGAGCCACAUCUUCAGGAACAUCCAUCAGACCAACCUCUGUGACCUCGUCACCAGCCUCUUGUGCCUUUUGGUUCUUCUGCCCACCAAGGAGCUGAACGAGCGCUUCAAGUCCAAGCUUAAGGCACCCAUUCCCACGGAACUCUUCGUGGUCGUGGCGGCCACCUUGGCGUCGCAUUUCGGGAGACUGCACGACAGGUACGGCACCAGCAUCGCCGGGCCCAUUCCCACCGGCUUCCUGCCGCCCCGCGCGCCGGACUGGAGCCUGGUGCCCAGGGUGGCGGCGGACGCCGUGGCCAUCUCCGUCAUCGGCUUCGCCAUCACCGUGUCCCUCUCCGAGAUGUUCGCCAAGAAGCACGGCUACGCGGUCCGCGCCAACCAGGAGAUGUACGCCCUCGGCUUCUGCAACAUCAUCCCCUCCUUCUUCCACUGCUUCACCACCAGCGCCGCGCUGGCGAAGACGCUGGUCAAGGAGUCCACGGGCUGCCAGACGCAGGUCUCCGGCGUGGUGACGGCGCUGGUCCUGGCGCUGGUCCUCUUGGUGGUCGCGCCCUUGUUCUACUCCCUGCAGAAGAGCGUCCUCGGGGUGAUCACGAUCGUGAACCUCCGGGGGGCCCUGCUCAAGUUCAAGGACCUGCCCGCCAUGUGGCGGGUGAGCCGGGUGGACACGGUGAUCUGGUGGGUCACCAUGCUGUCCUCGGCGCUCCUCAGCACCGAGCUGGGCCUGCUCAUCGGCGUGGGUUUCUCCAUGUUCUGUGUCAUCCUUCGCACUCAGAAGCCCCAGGCCUCGCUGCUCGGCUGGGUGGAGGGCUCCGAAACCUUCGAAUCCACGGCUGCCUACAGGGGCCUCCAGGCCAAGCCCGGCCUCAAGGUUUUCCGCUUCGUAGCCCCUCUCUACUACAUAAACAAAGAGUACUUCAAAUCCGCCUUGUACAAAACCACCCUCAACCCGGUCUUCGCGAAGGCGGCUCAGAAGAAGGCAGCCAAGAGAAAGAGGAGAAAGGGAGCGGCAGCCCUGGGCGGGGCCCGGGACGACCUGGCCGUGCAGCUCUCCCCCGACGCCCCGGAGCUGCACACGCUGGUGCUUGACUGCAGCGCCGUGCAGUUCGUGGACACGGCGGGGAUCCAGACGCUGAGAGAGGUGCGCAGGGACUACGAAGCUGUCGGCGUCCGGGUGCUGCUGGCUCAGUGCAACCCGUCUGUGAGGGCGUCCCUGGCCCAGGGAGAGUACUGCCGGGAGGAAGAGGAAAACCUUCUUUUUCACAGUGUCUUCGAAGCCGUGAGUUUUGCAGAAGCCGUGGAAAAUCAGAAAGGAGCGAGUGUUCCCAAUGGGCUGAGUUUUUCCAGCGGCUGACUGAGCACGUCCGUCGCCCGAGGACGCCGCCCGGCCGUGGGGACAGGGGCAGGCGUGCCGCAUCGUCUGCCGUGCCCACGGGGACGUGGUGAAGUGGCAGCCUCCGGGCUGGACGGUGUUCUCCCUUUGAGGCUGGUGGCCUUCUCGUCCCACACAGCAGCAGAGCCUUUAUUAGUCAGGCGGAAUCAGAACGAGGGAAAGACUGGUUUCUAGCUUUCUUGUGAAUAUAAGGUAUCCUUGCAACUAAA
Messenger RNA from Phacochoerus africanus (Common warthog), 2800 nucleotides. It is a transcript of the gene SLC26A2, whose product is annotated as solute carrier family 26 member 2. NCBI's taxonomy places the organism in Eukaryota, Metazoa, Chordata, Mammalia, Artiodactyla, Suidae. Gene Ontology annotation, cellular component: membrane. The transcript is spliced from 4 exons. Gene Ontology annotation, molecular function: oxalate transmembrane transporter activity; chloride transmembrane transporter activity; secondary active sulfate transmembrane transporter activity. The record is from RefSeq and is a predicted model, not a curated record. Bases 330 to 2552 code for a protein of 740 amino acids. Gene Ontology annotation, biological process: transmembrane transport.